Messenger RNA from Rotaria socialis, 360 nucleotides. Lineage: Eukaryota; Metazoa; Rotifera; Eurotatoria; Philodinida; Philodinidae. The record is from the annotation of a GenBank genome assembly.
AUGUAUGAACUGAUUAUUGAAGCUAAACGAACGUUUAUAAAUUUCCAAUCUAUACCAUAUGAUGAUAUGUUAUUAGACAUGCAUUAUCUUCAAAUAAAACUUGUACAACAAUCAUUAUCAUCAAUUAUUACAACGAUUCAAUUUUUUCUUGGACAUAAUAGUUUAUUUCCACAGAUUGAUGAAUUGCUUUCAAUUGUCUUUCAUUCAUCAGCAAUGAUACGAAUAAGGGGUAACUUGAAUCGAUAUUGGUUUGAAUAUCAAUUCUUUGAUGUAUUCAAUCAAAAUGAAAUUAAUAAAAGUCAUCUAGUUAAUAUUCAACAAACCUUUAAAAUAUGGUACAAUAUAACACUUUGUACAUAA